AUGGAGUCCGAGUCCGAGGAAGAGCCGGGUAAUGAGGAUCAGCCGAUCGAGAUCAACUCGGAUACGGAGUCCGAGUCUUCAGGACCCCCGACCCCGACCACGAGUGAUCUGCCUGAAUGUUUUGGGAUCCCGAGGCAUACUAAGUACUCGGCGGUGGAGUACCCUGUAGAAGCCGGGGAGACCUAUGUUAAGCAUACCACAGUGGUGUGGGUAGAUAUGGGCGAGUGGGAUCCCUCAGCUGUUAUUGCUCCUGGUGGUGAGGUCCUGAAUUCCAGAGAUCCCCCGGUAAAACCUAGUCCUGAACCGGAACCCGUACCAGAACCUGUGGCCCCUGCAGAUCCCGAGCUCGAAGAGAAGUUUGAGGAGCCCGAACCCGAAGAAGAGUUUGAGCCCAAGGAGGAGCCUAUGGAAUUCUAG
Messenger RNA from Syzygium oleosum, 417 nucleotides. RefSeq lists its product as uncharacterized. The transcript is spliced from 3 exons. The record is from RefSeq and is a predicted model, not a curated record. NCBI's taxonomy places the organism in Eukaryota, Viridiplantae, Streptophyta, Magnoliopsida, Myrtales, Myrtaceae. Bases 1 to 417 code for a protein of 138 amino acids.